This is a messenger RNA of Abrus precatorius (Indian licorice), 1908 nucleotides long. RefSeq lists its product as uncharacterized. The transcript is spliced from 4 exons. NCBI's taxonomy places the organism in Eukaryota, Viridiplantae, Streptophyta, Magnoliopsida, Fabales, Fabaceae. The coding region runs from base 365 to 1375 and encodes 336 amino acids. The record is from RefSeq and is a predicted model, not a curated record.
AGAGAGAGAGAGAGUAUCUGUUAUUGAAGCAGACUUGGCGUCAAGUCAUCUCUUUUUUCGUAAUUCCCAAAUCACUGAGUCUUCGUUCCAUUCCAAAUCCAAAAUUAAUAGUAAUAAUAGAAAAUAGCCCAGUUUUCUCUUCUUAUUCUUUCUCUUUCUGAUUCCAUUCCCAAGGCUUUUGCCCUUUUUUCAUCCGUUUACCCACUUCCACGCCACCUACUGAUUUUCCGGAAGAGGGUUUCUUCUGAUUUCUCUUCGUAUAUUGUUUCUGGGUUUUUUUUCCCCUCCCGCUUUCCUUGCAAUUUUAUUUUAUUUUUUGGUUUGAAAUCAAAGGUGUGCUUGAGGGUGUUGCAACUCGAUCACAAUGGGAAGACACGUGUUAGUGGCAAUUUUGUUGUCGUCUCUGAUUCUGUUUGAUGCUUCCGAUGCUUCCUUUGUUCAGGAACUCAGAAAGUUGGUUGCUUUGGAUCCAAAGGACAACAUAAAACAGGAUCCAAACUCUGUUGGUAAAAAAAACAAGGGCCAAGUGGUUAAUGGACACACUAAUAUUUCGCCAGUUCCACAGCCACAACCUGUGCCCAAAUUGGACAAUGGAAAAGGUGGUAAAAAUGGGAGCAAUGAUACACCUCCUCCUGCAACUGCACCUCCUGUGCCCAAAAAACCUGAUGUUGUUGACAAGGGUGCAGAAAAGAAGGGAAAAAAAGAGGGUUUAAGUUUUUCACAUACUACAACCACUGAGACUUGUAAGGAGCUGAAUAUUUGCGCAGAUGAAGGGGACAUGGUUGCUUGCAUUUCUAAAAUUGAUUCCAAAUACUUGGUUGUUCUUCUUCAAAAUAGAGGAGAAGGCAUCAUCAAAGUGAAGCUUCGUACUGAUUUUGAAAAUAACCUUGGAGUUGUAGAUGUUGAGAAAAGUAAAACAGAGAAGGUCAACAUCAAACGAAUUAGAAGUGAAACUACCCAACUGACUUUAAAUGCCGGAAAAGGGGAUUGUGUGCUUCACAUGGUUACUCAUAAAUCUGAAAGGAAUUUCUUUUUGCGUCUUCCUUCAUAUGAGAAAAUUUUAACACCAGUAAAUGGUGCCUAUUUCCUCAUAUUGACAGUACUAGUCUUUGGAGGGACAUGGGCUUGCUGCAUGUUUAGGAAGAAGCGGCACGAUGAGGUCCCAUAUCAAGAACUUGAAAUGGCUUUGCCUGAGUCUGCUUCGGCUACCAAUGUGGAAUCCGCUGAAGGUUGGGAUCAGGGAUGGGAUGAUGAUUGGGACGACAACGUUGCAGUGAAGUCACCUUCUGUACAUCAUGCAGGAAGCAUCUCUGCAAAUGGCCUUACUUCUAGAUCAUCAAACAAAGAUGGAUGGGAGAAUAGCUGGGAUGAUUAGUUAUCAUACGGAAAAUGAUAAGGGAAGGGACAUUAAUCUCAAAGGUGGUGAAGGAGGAGGAAGAGGUGGAAGGAAAACGCAAGGUGAAACAUCGAAGUUGGGAAGGGUUCAAAAGAAAGGAUGUGACAAAUGUGACUGUGCUGGGGCUUAACUUUGAUGUGUGUCCAUGCAAAGGACAACCGAAAAGAAAAGAGCGUGUAAUAGUUUUAACACAGGAUUUUUUAUUUUGAACAUGUAAUAGUGAAUGCCCUGGCCCAAACGGGAGAUAAAAGAAACUGUAAAUGAAACAUAGGAGAUAAGAGUAUAUUUUUGGGCUUUAUCAAUUCCCUAUACAUACUGUUCUUGUGGUACCAAAUGUAAAAACUUUUGUUAUUAUUUGGCUACUUUUCUCUUCUUAGAGGUUGUUUGGGGGUGACUUGUGAGAAGUAUUGGAGUCCCUUUUUUCCAUACUAAUGUACUGUUUUUAGGUUCAAUCGAAUUGAAUACUAUCGGGUGAUUUAUGUAGUUGCAUUAAUAAAAUAUUUGUUAUUAUU